Molecule: messenger RNA, 2109 nt
Organism: Pogoniulus pusillus (Red-fronted tinkerbird)
Lineage: Eukaryota; Metazoa; Chordata; Aves; Piciformes; Lybiidae
Product: noggin-2-like
Exons: 1
Coding region: 584-1243 (219 amino acids)
Biological process (GO): osteoblast differentiation; dorsal/ventral pattern formation; negative regulation of BMP signaling pathway
Source: RefSeq, a predicted model, not a curated record
CCGCCGCCGCCUGAGCCCCGCGCUCCGGCGGUGCCCGCGCAAGGGGCCGCUCGGACCGCCGCGCCGUGACCCUCCUCCCCGCCCCCUCGCCCGGGUUCGCCCGGCUAUAAAGGAGGGUUUUAUUCUCGGGCUCCGGUCUCACGCCAAACCCUGUCACACCGUCUAGACGAGCUGUCGUGGGGCUCGGCCCAGCUGUCACCAUGGCGAUGGAGACGACUCCGCUGUGAAUUUUGGGGGGGAGCGAGCGAGAGCGGCGGCAGAGGAGGAGGAGGAGGAGGAAGGCUCGGUCGCCGCCGUACCCUGCCCUGUCCCGCCGCCGCCCGCGGGGGAGGCUCGGACCCCCCGGCGCUCUCGGCCGCGGCUGGAGCCGGCCCGGCGGGGAGCCCCGGGGAGCCAGCGGCCGCGGGGCGAGCCUCAGAUGCGUCUGUCACACAAGCCCGGCCGAGCUAUUUAAAGUAACGGGCCUCGCCGGACUUUUGUCUCUGCCUAUUUAUGAGUCCCCGAGAGCUGGCAGGCGCCGCCGGGCAGCGCUAGGAGCCGAUCCCGCAGCACCGAGCCGGGGCCGCCGGGUCCCGCCCGGAGCAUGACGGCGAUCCGGGCGCUCCUGCUCUGCUCCUGCCUGGGACUGCUGCUACGCACGGGGGGCGGGCAACCCUUCCUGCGCCUGCGACCCUCGCCCAGCGACAACCUGCCCGUCAAAGACAUCGUGGAGCACCCGGACCCCGAGUACGACCCUAAGGAGCAGGACUUGGACGAGAGGACUCUGAGGAAGAAGCUGGGCAGCCAUUUCGACCCCGGUUUCAUGGCCGUGGCCGUGCCGGGGCCGGCUAACGCCUCGGGCACCGAGGCCGAGGCGGCGGUGGCGGCAGCGGCGGGGCGGGGGCGGGCGGCGCUGCCCGCCGAGCUGCGGCGGCUGGAGCUGGGUCCGCCCCGGGGACCGCGCCUCAGGGUGGGCAAGAAGGCGCGGCGGAAGGUGCUGCAGUGGCUCUGGGCAUACACCUACUGCCCCGUCCUCUACACCUGGAAGGACCUGGGCAUCCGCUUCUGGCCCCGUUAUAUCAAGGAGGGCAACUGCUUCGCCGAGAAGUCCUGCUCGCUGCCCGAGGGCAUGUUCUGCAAGCCCGUCAAGUCGGUCACCAAGACCUUCCUGCGCUGGCACUGCCAGGGCUGGUCCAGCCAGAAGUACUGUACCUGGAUCCCGGUGCAGUACCCGCUCAUCUCCGAGUGCAAGUGCUCCUGCUAGCCUCCCCCGGCCUUGCACUGCCGCCUCGACUCCUUUGGAUGGCUCUUCUGGAGGAGCAGGGGGUUGUUGGGAUGUUGUUUCUUUUAUUGUUUUCCACCCCUCCUCGCCUCCCAGUGCAGACUCGGGGGGAGAGGAACCUGGUUUAUUAAUUUUUUUUUGGGGGGGGGGGAGGGGGAACGGACACACGACUUAUUUUAAUGUUAUUUUAUUUGAAAGGGGAAAAGCAAACCCAGGAACUGCAGGGCAGGCCAAAGGCACAGUAAAGCACUACAAUCAGAUGUCUAUUUUUAUACAUAUAUAGCCUUCUAACAAAAGGAAAAGAAAAAAAAAACCUUAAAAAAUAAUUAAAAAUAAAAAUAAAAACAAAAAAAAUUACCAGCCGUGUAAAUAGAGAGAUUUUAAAGGGGGAGGGAAAAAAAAAAGGAGGGAGGGGGGAGGAGGGAAAUUGCAGCUGUUGUUUUUCUUUUCUUUUUUUUUUUUUAUAUUAUUAUAAUUAUUAUUGUUAUUAUUAUAAUAAUUAUUAUUUUAAAGACAUAGGACCACAUUUUAAACCCAUCCUCACAGAAAGCUGACCACUUCCCUGCUGGUGGAAGGAAAGGCAAGAAAUUUCCUUGUAAAAAGAUGAUUUGAUCAAAAAGAGCAAGGGAGUGGGGUAGAAAAGAAGCAAAGGCAAGAAGAGCAGCAUCUCUGAAGACGCUUAUUUCUCUGUGCUGUGUUUUUUUUUAUUUGUCUUCAGCCCUUGUCACUGACCUUUGAAUUAAUUUGCCAGGCUCUUUAGGGUUGGUUUGGGGGUUUUGUUUGUUUGUUUGUUUGUUUUGGGGUUUUUUGUAUGUUUGUUUGUUUGUUUCUAUGUGGCGCUUCCCCCC